UGUGGGGCUUUAUACUGCCCAUCUCUGCAGAGGAACUUAAAUGCUUGUGCCACCGGAAACCAUUGAAUUUCAUAUCGGAACCACUAUAUGAGGCUGCCUGCACCAUCGUCGACUGAAAAGUGUUGUCAUAUGUCGUUCACGGUCGCGUUAUUUUAACCCAGAGAACGAGUUGUGCACCACCGGUGUUGGCCUUGGAAGUUCAAAUGUCAGCCGGUGCCACAGUGCCGCUUACGCUUGCUCACUAGCUACAGUAACGUCAGCUUUUGCUGCCAAUAUCCUCGCAGGAAUCAGUAUGGAUGCGCUCUGGGUAUUCCUAAUGCUGCUGGUCCCACUUCUGCUAUGGACUAGCAGCACCUUUGUUUUUUAUUUCAAAAAGUGUUUCUACGUGGCUUAUAUGAUGGUUUUGGGUGCGAUUGCGAUUCCGCUUAGUAUUCUGAAAAGCGGAGGCAGGGACGUUGAAAACAUGAGGGUGGUCCGUGCUCUGGUUCGUCAUGUUAAGUACUUCCUGGGUCUGAGGUUCGACGUGAGCGGCUUGGAACACCUGCAGACAGAGGGACCCUACGUCAUCAUCUCCAACCACCAGAGCUCCCUGGACGUUCUGGGUCUAAUGGAGAUCCUACCAGAUCGUUGCACCAUGAUUGCCAAGAAGGAGCUGGUGUACGCGGGCACGGUGGGCAUCGUGUCCUGGCUGGGCGGCAUCGUCUUCAUCAACCGCAAGAAGACCAGCGAUGCCAAGAGUGUCAUGGCCGACGCUGCGAAGACCAUGCUGGACGACCAGAUCCGGCUGUGGGUGUUCCCUGAGGGCACACGGAACCAGAGGGACGACCUGCUGCCCUUCAAGAAGGGAGCCUUCCACCUGGCAGUGCAGGCACAGGCUCCUAUCAUCCCCAUUGUGUUCUCCUCCUACAGUAACUUCUACCUACGUAAAGAAAAGCUGUUCAACUCAGGGACCAUCACGUUGAAGAUCCUUCCGAAGAUCGAGACGAAGGGCAUGACGUCAGACGACGUGGCCGGCCUCUCCGACAAGUCCUACGACCUCAUGCGCUCAGUCUUCCUGAGCAUCUCUGGCUUCGCCCCCAUAACCCAGAGCAAUGGGCCCCCCUCGCACCACUGAACAUUUCCCAUGUCCGAGACACCAAAACCUAUCCCCCCUUUUAUAUUUUUUUCUCCUCCUUCCGCAUCGUCCCAGCUCCCUACCUACGUACCUACAGAUUAGGUCAAAUAUAUUGGCACCCUUAUGGCGCAGAAUGUUCCAUUUCUUCUUUUCAAAACUGUUUGAAUGGCACCUGCAGCUUACCACAGGUGUGAGAUAAAUUACCCAGUAAACGAGAUAUUGCCUCUAACCAAAUUAUAUUGCCCCCAAUCGAGUCCAGGACAGUUUUCUUUGAAAUGUGCAGUUGUAAACAAAGUUUUCAAUUUCAACUUGUUUUUGAAGAAAUAGAGAAUUGUGCAAGGGUGCCAAUAUAUUUGACCACAUCUGUACCAGGAUCCAACGCACCCACCAGGCCUCUGUCAUGAACUCAUCUGUUGUUUUGGCCUGGUACAGUUUGGUUCUGGUUGGCUCCUGCUCCGACCCAGCCCCCAUACAGUGCAGUCCUGACUCUUCACUACAGAAGACCUGUUGGCUCUGCAGGUUAUGAGUAGAGUGACGGACGGCAAGCAAAACGGAACAUUAUUAAUGUGCGUUCAUCAUGCAUGCUUUGGGAUACCUUUUUUCUACCUCCACCUUUUUAAAAGAGGCUUUAUUGUUAUUGUCUUAUUUUUUUUAUUUUGUCAGUCAGUGGUUGUACUUUCGCUUUUUUUCCUUCCUUCCUGCUCAACUUUUUAGUUUUCAUAUGUUGACGGUGGAUAUUUAUAUUUUCCUCUGGUGCUGCCGUAACUUUUUUUCUUAAUGCGCUAUAAAAGACACGCACAGCACACAACCACCCUGCUUUAACCACUCCCACCGCUAACGCACACAACACCCCAGUAUAUCCUCUCCAUUUCUGUUGUGCAUACCAGCCUCUUGCCUCUUUUGAAGGAGUAGGGAACCAGGGUCUGGACCAUGGGUCUUGAGGGGAGAUGGAGGGCGAAAGGAGAGGUUAGUAGUUGGCCAAGGGACUUGUUCUUUAUCUGAGUCUCAGAUAAAUGUCUCACAUACAGUGCAUUCGGAGAGUAUUCAGAGCCCUUUUUCCACAUUUUGUUACUUUACAGCCUUAUUCUAAAAUUGAUUAAAUCGUUUUUUCCACUUCAAUCUACACACAAUGCCACGUAAGGACAGAGCAAAAAGAGGUUUUUAGAAAUGUUUGCAAAUUUUAUAUACAAAUAUUUUAAAAAGCGCUGCAGAAAUGUUUUGGUACCCUUGCCUAGAUCUGUGCGUCGACACAGUCGUGUCUCACAGCUCUACGGACAAUCGCUUCGACCUCGUGGAAUGAUUAUUGCUCUGACAUGCACUGUCAACUGUGGGACCUUUUUAUAUUGACAGGUAUGUGCCCUUCCAAAUCAUGUCCAAUCAAUUGAAUUUACCACAGGUGGAGUCCAAUCAAGUUGUAGAAACAUCUCAAGGAUGAUCAAUGUAAACAGGAUGCACCUGACCUCAAUUUCGAGUCUCAUAUCAAAGGGUCUGAAUACUGAUGUAAAUAAGCCAUUUCUGUUUUUAUUAUUUUUGAAGUUGACCUGUUUUUCACUUUGUCACAAUUAGGGAAUUGUGUGUAGAUGAGGGUUAUUAUUAUUUUUAAUCCGUUUUUAGAAUAGGCUGUAACGUAAUAAUGUGGAAAAAGUCCCGGGAUCUGAAUACUUUCUGAAUGCGCUGUACAUACCACACUUGCUUCUCAGUCCAUGUGAUCAAAAUAGCUCAAUGACAUACUGUGACGACGCCAAACAAGCUAUACAAAAAAUACACAAAGAAACAAAAGUACAACGACGACGAGAACAAUCAGUGAAUUCAUGGACGCGAGUGGACUCACACGAUUUACAAACACUGCGUUGUUGGGGUACUAGCCUGGCAGGUAGCCUAGUGGUUAGAGCAUUGUGCCAGUAACCAGAAGGUCGCUAGUUUGAAUUCCAGAGCCAACAAGGUGAAAAAUCUGUCUGUGCCCUUGAGCAAGGCACUUAAAGCUAAUUGCUCCAGGGCCGCCGUUGAUAAUGGCAGACCCUGGCCGUGACCUCACUCUCUGGGGGUGUCUCGGGGAGUUGGGCUCUGCAAAAAACACACAUUUCCCAUUCACACAUGUAUUAAUACACAUUGUACAUGUGUGAAAUAGGACAUAUAUAAGCACCCACCAAAUUAUUAUUAUUACUACAUUUUUCCCCCCAACAGCUUAGAAAUAACAUUGUGCAAAAAGUGUAUUUUCUUCAGCUGUGUUAUGUAUUUUGCUUUAUAUUUAUUUCUACAUCAUAUGAUCGUUUAUUUCGCUUGUUUGUAAAAAAAAACAAAAACAACGGGCUCAGUUGGUAGAGGGUGGCUCUUGUAACACCAGGGUUGUGGGUUUGAUUCCUCACCCAUAUUUAAAAUGUGGGUAAAAGUGUCUGCUAAAUGGCCUAAAUUUGACUCCACUUUUUUGUCUCCUCAAGUAUCUCUUCUCUAAUUUAAGAAGUGUCAGGUGAUUUCAUGAAGUUCAAGAUUCCGUUUUGUGCCAUGUCAGUGUGCAAGUGUUUUUUUUAAACGUUACACAGUGGAGAGUGGUUUUACCGAGGGAGAGUGUUUUAAAAGUUACACAGUGGAGAGUGGUUUUACUGAGGGAGUGUUUUUAAACCUACCACUGGGGAGUGAUCUAGAUGUUACAGUACAACGUGUUUUAAAUGUAACAAGUGAUCUGUUCGUGAUUGAUGAUUUUUCAUGGUUUUCAAAAUCAUAUUAGUCCUCGCUGUACUGCAGUGAUGACGGUAGAGACAGUCGCCAGGUUUCACAUUUCAAAUCGAAUGUUUGACAUUAAGUUGUUUUUAUGGUCCUAUACUAACUAGAAUUUUGAUUAAUGGUGCAUUUCCAAUGAGGAUUUACCCCAGUGAUUUACCCAAAAGGCUCAGACUUUUCAGUUUCUAUCUACGUGGGCCAGCACCAGUCUCACUGGGCCCAUGGUUCCGGCGGACCUGCUCUAACUUGGAGGCAAGGCCCUGGGAACUUUUCAGCUGGCAUUUACAUAGCAAUGGCUAACUGUGAAAUGUAACACCUUCCCACAAGGCAACUGUCUUGAAUGAUGCAGAUGUUGUUGAUUCUGCACGUCCCAAGUCACUCUUGAUGUAAACACAAUUACAAUAGAGCUUCCAAUUAACCAACACUGGCAACCCAGUGGUGUGGGGGUUAAGUCUUAAUGGAAAAGCACCAUAACUAACUACUAAUAAACACUGCUUGUUUUCAGCCUAGCCCCAAAAAAUACAUAUCUGAGGAGAUGAAAUAGGAAUGAAAUGCUCCUCAAACUGAACACCACGAACCUGUAUUUUGGUAACCCCUGUGAUACCCGUAGUUAAGAAGUGUAAAAUAGCCUAAUAAAUUGAGUAAAUGUCAAUUGCUCAAACAAUCGUGGCAUCGUAACAGCACAGUAACGACUCGGCCUGGCCAAUUGUUCCCUAUUGGUACCUGGUAACUAGGAGGGCUGCUGUCCGAGUGGUGGCCGUAGCUUUAUACUUGAGAAACAGGUCCUGUUUAAACUAUAGAGGAAUAGGGAUAUGGGAAUGUCUCAACACCUACUGUAGUUUUCUGACCAAUUUAUGAUACUCAAAACCGAACUAAGAGUACAUUUAUUUUAUCGAUGGAUGGUGUAUGAUAUGUAAAGUCUGACUUCAGUUUAGAAGGCUUGGGCUAUUUAAAAAAGGAAUUGGCUGAGAUUUGUGACAUUUUAGCCUUAUGUCAAAAGGUGGUACAGUAAUCAUCAAAUGUAGGAUUGUGAAGUAAUUAAACUUGAGGUUUUAUAUUUUGUAAUUAAUCGACAGAUGACGUCUUACAGUAAAUUACUGCUACUUUUUUAUUUAUGGCAAUACAGUUUCUUAUCAUUUGCGUACAGAUCUUGACAUUUUUGUAUUCACUGCUUUUACUUUACAGUUUGAUAAAAUGUCGCUUGCAGCUUUUUGCCUGUCAAAAACGCCAGAGUGAGAAAGUAUUUCGGCAUUCAUGAUUUUUUUGUGUACUACUCUGGCUGCGUUUACACAGGCAGCCCACUUCUUAUAUUAUGCCCAAUUAUUGGCAAAACCUGAUCUGAUUGGUUGAAAGACCAAUUAGUGAAAACAUAUCAGAAUUGCGCUACCGGUGUAUAUGCAGCCUAAUUGCAUGUAACUCUCUUAUUUUUAUUAUUAUUAUUUUUUUCAUGUAUAACAUAUUCCAAUAGAAUGUUAUCUUGCAUAAUGUUGGUUUCUGACACUACAAAAUGUGUCUGAAAUGUAUUUAUUUGAAAUUAAGUGUUAAAUUAGUUAACCUCCAGAAUACAUUUUUUCAAUUCUUGUGCACCUAAACUUCCUGAGGAGCAGGGUUUGGGGUCAAUCAAUUCAGAAAAUAAAUUGAAUUUCCAAAUCCAAUUUUCCUCAAUUCUUCUAUGAGACAAAUAUGGAAUUAGAAUAUCAGUUUACUUCCUGAAAUGACUGCAUUGAAAUGGUGUUGAUAAAUUGCUCACGUUGUAGGAGUGAAAACAUUGUGUUUCGUCUGGCAAUGUGUACUACUACGCCUCUUCAGGGUCAAGUGGCUGCAGGAGCUUUAGUAUCACCUGCUGGAGUCUUGGCUUACUUGGGUCCUAGGAGUAAAUCAACUCGGCGCUCGAGCUUUCCUCAACUUUGUUAUUGAAGACCAGUAACACCAUUUAAUUAAAAUACAUACGCCAGUCGGUCCCAAUACAUAAAAUUAAUCUGUGACAUCAGUUUUUGGUCACAGGAGAGUAUAUUUAUGAGAGUAUUUUUUAUUUGUUUUGCUUAUGUGGUAGUGUUACAUUUUUAAAUCCUGCAACAAAGAUGUUUUGAAUGUUCAAAGAUGCUACCAAUUUGGCACUAACCAAAUGUAAACUGUCAAUGAUUUUAGGCUAACUCUUGACCAUUGUCUAUGAUUAUUUUCAUGGACGUUUUGUAGCUCAACUUCCUAGUGUGUCAGCUAAAAGCGUCAUUGACUCGAUGACCGUGAUAACUCGACAGGCUCUGCAACACUUCUUUAGAGAGCCUCGUUGGUUGAUCUGGUGGUUUUUAAAGUUUUUUUUUCACAAUUAAAUUUAAGAAAUAUUCAAAAUUAAUUAAGCACUUCAUGGUGAGUUUGGGUGGUAUAUAAAAAUGAUCUUAAAAUAUUCUAUGAGUUUCACCAAAGCUAUUAAAAGUGUAAUCUGUUCGUAGCGUAAGAUAACUAUGUACAACUAAGCUGGCCAAAGUGUCUUGUCUUAUCACAUCCUGGUGAGCCUUCUGUGUGUGUGUGUGAUGUUUGAUGAAUGCCUUGGGAAAUGAUAAAUAAAUGUCAUUUUUUCUUAAA
This is a messenger RNA of Salvelinus fontinalis (brook trout), 6415 nucleotides long. Its product is annotated as 1-acyl-sn-glycerol-3-phosphate acyltransferase alpha-like. The record is from RefSeq and is a predicted model, not a curated record. Gene Ontology annotation, cellular component: endoplasmic reticulum; membrane. Gene Ontology annotation, molecular function: 1-acylglycerol-3-phosphate O-acyltransferase activity. Gene Ontology annotation, biological process: phosphatidic acid biosynthetic process. NCBI's taxonomy places the organism in Eukaryota, Metazoa, Chordata, Actinopteri, Salmoniformes, Salmonidae. Bases 293 to 1114 code for a protein of 273 amino acids. The transcript is spliced from 6 exons.